AUGACGGCCAAAAAGGCGCACCCCGACGGAUUCCCCAAGACUCCUUUCUCUACGACACUUGGAUCUUUCUUCGGUAUCACACAGGCGUCCCCGCCCAUCACCAGCUUAUCCCCUUCGCCAUUUUGUCCUUCUGGAGCAGGCGGCAGCAAAACGGCAUUGGUCGCCGUUGGAAAUCCGAAGGAGAUGGGCCGCGAUGCAGCCGACGCGUUGCGGACAUGUAUGAUGCCCGAAAUUGCAUUUCAGAGAGUAUACGGAAGGAUUGAAGACCAGCUUGUGAGAACCCUCUGA
Sodiomyces alkalinus F11 is the source of this 288-nucleotide messenger RNA. RefSeq lists its product as hypothetical. The transcript is spliced from 4 exons. The record is from RefSeq and is a predicted model, not a curated record. The coding region runs from base 1 to 288 and encodes 95 amino acids. Lineage: Eukaryota; Fungi; Ascomycota; Sordariomycetes; Glomerellales; Plectosphaerellaceae.